Molecule: messenger RNA, 4057 nt
Organism: Drosophila serrata
Lineage: Eukaryota; Metazoa; Arthropoda; Insecta; Diptera; Drosophilidae
Gene: gem
Product: transcription factor CP2 like gemini
Biological process (GO): regulation of transcription by RNA polymerase II
Cellular component (GO): nucleus
Molecular function (GO): RNA polymerase II cis-regulatory region sequence-specific DNA binding; DNA-binding transcription activator activity, RNA polymerase II-specific
Source: RefSeq, a predicted model, not a curated record
CGAUCCCCCUCCGAAGGCCCCAAGGACACAUUACGCACAACGCAACAAUUCCAAUUCCACUCAAUUGUGAGCCAAGCUAGAGAAAAGUUACAAAAAAAAAGCAAGUUAUACAUGUUUUACCUAUCUUAAAUAUAUAUGAAUAAACUAGAGAUAUUAUUUGGUUGUUAGUAGAACUCAACGUCAAGUGCAUAUUGUUAGCCCUCGUAUAUCCAAGUGCUGUGCGACGAACGAUUAGUAAAGUGUGUCAUAUGAGCAUUUUGAACAAGCCAAAAUGUUAAUCUAAGCAAAAAGCCGUAAUUAAGUCUCCGAGUCGAUCAAUAACUGUUUCUACUUCGAAUAUUACUAUUACAAUCACCUUUUUUGCAUUUCGUGUUGCAUCGGAAAAACUUGAGCAAAAUUGCUGCUGGCGAAGGUCCGGUCGGAACGGUAAAAACUUUGGUCGCCCAAAUAUAUAUCGUAUCUUUCGGUUGAAAAACAACAAGAAGACUUCAAUACUCCAAAACUAACAAGGAAUAAGGGAACAGAAAGCGAUUACAACGCCUUUUAAUUCACAUACCGAAUGGCGCUUUCGUUUCUAUCGCAAAACUCCGGUCUGUUGGAUUUACAAAGCAUAUUUGAUCCACAAUAUUCUCAUCAUCAACAACAACAACAACAACUACAACAUUUGAGCCACCACCCCCAACAUCAUAUUCAACAAAAUCAACAACAAAAUCAAAACCAACAACAACAAGCGGAACAAAUUUUACAACAUCAACAAUCGCGCAUCCUUUCAACAAAGUUCGAUUUGAACCUAUUCAACGAAUUCGACCAAAUGGAAUUCAACAAUAAUUUAAAUCGCAAUCAAUAUCAAACCAACAACAAUAAUAAUAAUAUCAACAACAAUCAGAAUCAUAACUCCAACACCAACACUAAUAACAGUGUGAGUGAAAAUCUAAAUCAGAUCCAGAACCGCCACUUCAUCAGCGGCUACCACCAUCAGCAUAUUGGGUCGGAUUAUGAGCAAGUGAUCAACUUUGUUGACUCGCCGCCAAACUCCGAGGAAUCGUGGACAGAGACCAGCUCUUUAAUCGAACAAAUCACCAUUGUCGUAGACGCCCAAUCGAAGGACUCGCCGGGACCGCAGAUCAUCGACGUGCAAACCAUUUACCUGAACGGCGGCUCACGCAAAAGACGAAUGGAUUGGGAUUCCCUGGACAUUGGCCAAAGUGAGAACUCACCAACAGCAUCGCAAAGUGGCGAGCUGCCCACGAAAGUGGCCCACCAGGAGAAGGAUAAACACAAGCGGGAGAAGAACUCGGGUCGCAGCAGCUGGAGCGAUGAUAUUGGCUUUGAUCUGAAUGCUGAGUUCAACAGCAACUCGUACUUGAACAAUGAGAACUUCCUGUCGUUCUCGCCAUCGCUGACCACCCUGAAACAGGAGCCGCAAACGGAUCAGAUUAAGGCCAGUCCCAAGAUAUCGUUGGACAAUGCCGUCGGUUCUCCGUCGGUGGCCAUUGCCAAGCUGGAUGAGUCCCAGAACUCUCCGCAGCAGGCUAAUCCUGGGCAGGACUCAACACCGGGCACUGGUCCAACCAUUGGCAAUGGCAAGCACGAUGUGAACUCGGGUCUCAUCUGCGGCUGUGGUUCCCCGCAGGGCUCCCCCUUGGCCAGCAGCGAGUAUGAGGUGAACGAGAAGGGUGCCAAGGUUCAUCCACAGCAGCAGCAGCUCAGCGUUUUGGAUCCGGCCAAGAUUGAGCUUGUUUCGGCCAAUGGAGGUACCCACUCCGAGGAUCAUAAAUUCCAGUACAUUUUGGCUGCGGCCACUUCGAUUGCCACUAAGAAUAAUGAGGAGACCCUGACGUAUCUUAACCAGGGCCAGAGCUAUGAGAUCAAGCUGAAGAAGAUCGGCGAUCUGUCCCUCUACAGGGAUAAGAUAUUGAAGAGCGUGAUCAAGAUCUGUUUCCAUGAGCGCCGCCUCCAGUUCAUGGAGCGCGAACAGAUGCAGCAAUGGCAGCAAUCCCGCCCAGGCGAACGCAUCAUUGAGGUGGACGUACCGCUAUCGUAUGGCCUGUGCCACGUGUCACAGCCACUCAGCUCCAACUCGCUGAACACUGUCGAGAUCUUCUGGGAUCCCCUGAAGGAGGUCGGCGUCUACAUCAAGGUCAAUUGCAUUUCAACCGAAUUUACCCCAAAGAAGCACGGCGGCGAGAAGGGUGUGCCCUUCCGACUGCAGAUUGAAACCUAUAUAGAAAACACAAAUAGCACCAAUACCGGCUCUGGUCUAGGAUCUGCUGGCAGUAGCAACAACAACGCUGCCAGCAACGGUGGCAGUGGUAACACCAGCAACGGCAGUGGCACAACCGGUGGCACCACAGCUCCAGCAUCGCCGGAACGGUCGCCCAAUGGCGGUGGACAGGCCAAGCAGGCGGUCCAUGCCGCUGCAUGCCAGAUUAAGGUUUUUAAGUUAAAGGGCGCCGAUCGCAAGCACAAGCAGGAUCGUGAGAAGAUCCAAAAGCGUCCGCAAUCGGAGCAGGAAAAGUUCCAGCCCAGCUACGAGUGUACCAUCAUGAAUGACAUAUCCCUGGAUCUGGUGAUGCCAGCCACUACCACUGGCUGCUACAGUCCCGAAUAUAUGAAACUCUGGCCCAAUUCGCCCGUGCAUAUACCCAAGUACGAUGGGAUACUUCCGUUUGCCCCAAGUGCAGCAUCGCCGGCCACCAGCAGCAGCAGUCCCAUUGCCAUCAACUCGGUGACGUCCACCAACUCACCGACUCUGAAGCUAAUGGACACCACCAAUAUGGUAUCGCCGCAGCAUAUUCCCGCUGACAUGGAUGAUUAUAAUCAGAACAUAAUGCCGGAAUCGACGCCCGCGCAGGUGACACAGUGGCUGACCAAUCAUCGCCUCACGACCUAUCUAUCAACUUUCGCACAUUUCUCGGGAGCGGAUAUUAUGCGCAUGUCCAAGGAGGAUUUGAUACAAAUCUGCGGCCUGGCCGAUGGCAUUCGCAUGUUCAACAUUUUGCGCGCCAAGACCAUUGCACCUAGGCUUACGUUGUACGCCAGUUUGGAUGGCUGCAGCUACAAUGCCAUCUACUUGCUAUCGAACACGGCCAAGGAACUGCAGCAGAAGCUGUUCAAGAUGCCCGGUUUCUAUGAGUUUAUGGCCAAGGCCAGUGCCCAGGAGAAUGGAGGAGGCGGAGCUGCCGCAGCAGCUGCCCUGUACAACAACUGGAGCAUGCACUCGAAGUACUCGGGCAGCGGCUCGAACAUCUUCAAUGAUGCCAACAAGAGUUGUGUGUAUAUUUCGGGGCCAUCGGGCAUUUUGGUCAGCGUCACCGACGAGGUUCUCAACAACGAGAUCAAGGACGGCAGCCUCUACGCCAUGGAGGUGCAGGCCGGCAAGGUGAUCCUCAAGCUGAUCAACAAGCAGGACAACAAUUGAGCGUUUUAAUUGAUACCCCCGUAGAGACCACAAUCAAGUAUAGUUUUUAGCAUUUACACGCAAUGCGAAACAUAGUUUUCUAUAUAAGCUUCAAUGUGUACGAGAUAUUUCGCGCAGCAAUUUUGAACAAGUAACAACAAACAAGCGACCCGAAACCCUUAUCCCCAACGCAAAAUUUUCGUUAAAGAACUAGUGCAAAAUAUUUAAGUUUUUUGUUUUUCAGUACUCACUUUUAGUUUUAUUCUACUUUACAUUGUAUUUUAUACCACCUACGAUAUGCACAUUUAAAUUUCCGAUGCGAUUGCAUUUCGAUUCGUUCUUUUAUCUACUUUUAAUUUUUCUUCUUUUAUUUCUAUGGCGUAUGCUUACCACAUACAUAUAUAACACUUAUACAUUUGUUUGUAGAACCCCAAUCGAUACAUCAGUUAUUUUGAAGUAGAAAGAAAAAAACGCAAAAAAAAGGAAAAAUUAUUUUACUAUAAUGAUUAUUAUUAUUAUUAUCUUGAAGUACAGUACCACGAAUACAAGAAUUGAGCAAUUGUUUCGAAGCAGAGUUCAACUAGCAACCAAACAACAACUUUUGUAUGUGAUAGAAGCAAUAAAGUGUUAUCCACAAGUGGACUGUCAAAAAAACCA